Molecule: messenger RNA, 1296 nt
Organism: Erpetoichthys calabaricus (reedfish)
Lineage: Eukaryota; Metazoa; Chordata; Cladistia; Polypteriformes; Polypteridae
Exons: 1
Coding region: 1-1296 (431 amino acids)
Biological process (GO): DNA integration
Molecular function (GO): nucleic acid binding
Source: RefSeq, a predicted model, not a curated record
AUGGACAUGGUUCUUACUGGUAAAAGUCCUAAUACUUUACCAGAACUAAAACCCUACCUUUCUAGGAAAAGUGAAUUGUCUGUGCAGGCAGGUUGCCUUCUUUGGGGUCGCUGUGUCAUCAUUCCACCACCACUGCAGAAACUUUUAAUCCAGCAGCUACAUGCAAGUCAUGUUGGUAUUGUCCGCAUGAAGGAGAUUGCAAGAAGUUAUUUUUGGUGGCCAGGAAUAGAUGGACAUAUUGAGGAGAGGGCCAAGACAUGUUCUUCUUGUCAGAAGAUUAGAAAUGCCCCACAGCUGGCACCGCUUCACCCAUGGGACUGGCCUGAAAGGGCUUGGCAGCGCAUCCAUGUGGAUUUUGCAGGUCCCUUUGAGGAAAAGAUGUUUCUGGUGGUUGUAGAUGCCUAUAGUAAGUGGCCAGAGGUUGCUGUUAUGCACUCAACAACUGCUGUUAAAACAAUGGAAAAGUUGGAGGAAUUAUUCUGUCGUUAUGGCUUCCCAGAGCAACUUGUGAGUGAUAACGGUCCUCAGUUUGUGUCACAGGAAUUUGCCACUUUCCUACAAGUCAACGGAAUUCGGCACAUUCGCUCUGCACCAUACCAUCCUUCUACAAAUGGUUUAGCAGAAAGGUUCGUUCAGACAAUGAAGCAUUCACUGAAGGCAUUGCAAAAUGAAGGCUCUCUUUAUACACGUUUGAACCAGUUCUUACUGUCUUAUCGGAAUUCUGAGCACAGCACAACUAAAGUUUCACCUGCUAUCCUAAUGAUGAAAAGACAACUUCAUACAAUUUUUGAUUUGCUAAAGCCACCAGAAACAAAACAAGUGUUACAUCAUCAUCAACAAAAGCAAAUUGAACAUCGAGACAAGAAAGCAAAAGACAGAGUCUUUCGUCCUGAUGACACUGUAUUGGCUCGAAAUUUUAAUAACCAAUCCAAAUGGGUUCCUGCCACCGUAAUCAGUCAGACUGGACCUGUUUCUUACACUGUCCGCACUGCUGAUGGUACUGUUUGGCGAAGACAUGUGGAUCAGUUGUUGCAGGCUUCACCAGCACCCACUGAGCCACCAGAUGUGGACUGUCCUGAAUUGAAUUAUGACGGUAGUGAAAAUCAAUGUCCUAUUACUGAGGAAGAAGUGCCACCUAUGGAAGUAUCAGAAACUCCAUCACCUCCUGUGAAUGAGGAUGAGUCAGCUAGAAAAUCUACAAAAUCUCCCUCAACUAUUUCACUUUCAAUAGACGCUCACAAUGAACGUCGUUAUUCUGCACGACAUAGACAACCUCCUAACCGUCUAAAUUUAUAA